This is a messenger RNA of Fundulus heteroclitus (mummichog), 3053 nucleotides long. RefSeq names its product reticulon 1a (gene rtn1a). Gene Ontology annotation, cellular component: postsynaptic density; neuron projection. The record is from RefSeq and is a predicted model, not a curated record. Bases 119 to 2248 code for a protein of 709 amino acids. The transcript is spliced from 9 exons. NCBI's taxonomy places the organism in Eukaryota, Metazoa, Chordata, Actinopteri, Cyprinodontiformes, Fundulidae. Gene Ontology annotation, biological process: neuron differentiation; endoplasmic reticulum tubular network formation; brain development.
CCCCCUUCCUCCUCCACCUCCUCUUCCUCCUCCUCCUGCGAGCUCUCGGUUCUCGGCUCCACACCACACAGCCCCACAGAGGCAGAACGGCACCGUCUGUCCGACCGCAGCAACCAGCAUGUCUGCUCAGCCCGGCGAGGAGCUCGGCUCGGAGGGGAGGUGGUCCGGGGACGACCGCGACAGGAACGGCCCGCUGGGGAGCGCGGCGGCCCGGUUCGGCCAGGAAUUCACGCCGGGAGGAGGCGACGCGACGGCGGACCGUCAACAGUUUCAUCCCUUCCAGGAGGACAGGCCUCCCGUCGCCAUGGAAACUGCAUCCACAGAUGAUCCCAUGUCUGGCCUGUUUCGGAAACCCAUGAACGACGACGGUGACGUGUACACCUCCCUGCUGUCCAAUCAGAGCUUCACAGCCUCCUACCUGUCUGAUGACCUGAAGCCCUCCAACCACUCCGCCGGCUCGUCUGCCCUGGACGACUUCACCGGCGACACCUACAGCUUCACCUCCAAAACCAAGACCGCCUCCAGCGUAUCCGGCGACGCCCCGACAUCCCUGCUGGGCUCGGACAAGACAGAGCCCUACAACUACAUGGAUAUCAGCCACGGGGAGGAGCACCACGGCAGCAGAGGCUCGGCCGACCACGACUUACUGGGCGGCUACAUGGAUAAGAGCCCCGGAGGAGAUGACGAAGAUGAGGAGAAUCUUGGUCCAGCACUGGGCUCACACUCCUUCCCCUACGUGGAGGAUCCCUCUGACGAGGAGCUGACCGACUACCGCUCCUACCAGAACCUGGGCGGCACCCCGCAGACGGCCAGCCCAGUGAAGAUCACGCUGACCGGGUCCCAGCCUGCUGACGCCCAACCGCAGCCGCUCCCGCCUCCCGUCGCCGUGUCUGAGCGUGAAAACGUCCUGAGUGUGGGUCUGCAGGGGGUCCCCACUGUGACGCUGUCUGAGCCAGAGGACGACAGCCCCGCCUCCACCCCCAACGCGUCACCAACAAGGAAACAAUUUUCCUCCGAGGAGAUGUUCAAGGUCGAGUCUGGAAAGCCUGCGGCCUUCAGAAGCAACUCCGGCCCAAAACCCGGCAGCCGGGACCACGAGGGCAGCAGCGCCGAGUCCGGAGACUCCGAGAUCGAGCUGGUCUCCGAAGAGCUUCCCAAGGCCAGUAGCAACCCGUUUACCGAGCCGCCGAAGAACAAGGCGACCUCCAGCCAGCCCCACAACCCCUUUGACAACCCGCCAGUCACCAAGGCUGGCGUCGGCGCCGCUCCGCCCACCGCCUACAGCAUACUGAGGGAGGAGAGAGAAGCCGAGCUCGACAGCGAUCUCGUUAUUGAGUCCGCCUCCGAAGAAAGCCCCAAGAGAGAGCAGGGCGUCGGUGGCCCCAAGCAGGGCGCCGCCCCUCCCUCCCCUCUGGUCUCCUCCGCCAGCCCUCCCCGCAGCACCCCCGAGGUCGUGCCGGUCCAGCCACCGACUGCCGACAAGACCAAGAACCCCGUCAAAGCAGAGGAGGAUCGUCCCAGCAAGCCUAAGCCCCCGACCGCUGCUGUGCCCCCAGAGGUGAGAUCAGAAAAGCCCCAGCAGGAUGACAUGCACCACCACCACCACCCCCCCCAGCAGGGCAAGGGAGAGCCGGGGCAACCUGCUGUAACCAUGCUGCUGGAGGGCUUCAGCAAACAGAAAGCGAUCGACCUCCUCUACUGGAGGAACGUGAAGCAGUCCGGGGCCGUGUUCAGCAGCGUGCUCCUGCUCCUCUUCUCCCUGACCCAGUUCAGCGUGGUCAGCGUCGGAGCCUACCUGGCUCUGGCGGCGCUCUCCGCCACCAUCAGCUUCAGGAUCUACAAGUCUGUGCUGCAGGCUGUGCAGAAGACCGACGAGGGCCAUCCUUUCAAGGCCUAUCUGGAGAUGGAGAUCGCUCUGUCUCAGGACCAGAUCAGCAAAUACGCCGAUAGGAUCCUGCUGUACAGCAACACCUGCAUGAAGGAGCUCCGCCGGCUGUUCCUCGUACAGGACCUGGUCGACUCUUUGAAGUUUGCAGUUCUGAUGUGGCUGCUGACUUAUGUGGGCGCGCUCUUCAAUGGUCUGACGCUGCUCAUCCUGGCUGUGGUGUCCAUGUUCACCUUGCCUGUGGUCUAUGAAAAACAUCAGGCGCAGAUCGAUCAAUACGUGGGAUUAAUACGGACCCAGGUCAACUCCGUGGUGGGGAAGAUCCAGGCGAAGAUCCCCGGGGCCAAGAGGAAGGAGGAGUAAUCCUGCCCGUGUCACCUUGAAGCUGACGGUCCGCUCCAGCUCCGAGUCGGGCUCGCGGCCGAACGGCCCGAUCAUCAUCCGUGGGGCGUAGUGCUUUGUCAUCUUGGUGUUCUCUAAAAGCAUCCACAGGAGAAGCCUUCACCCUGUCUAUAGCAGUCCAACACUAACACAACAGUCACAGUAUGUGUAUAACCCUGCUUCUAGGUAGACAAACCACACAGCUCAAAAGACAAAAAAAGAACCCGUUUGUGUUGCUUAUUAUCAAAGUGCAUGACGUUGAGCCUUGGGUAAAUAAUAUUUGAUACAUUUUGUGCAGUUUUAAAAAACCACGCUACAUCUAUUUUGCUUUGCAGUGCUUACCACAAAGUUGUACGAUUCGGCCCCAACAAGGCGGAAAAGGCCCAGACGUCCUCCGCUGCCAGUGUUAAAUACCGCUUCAUGUCUCUGAAUUAACAGCCGGGGCUUUCCUCAGUAUGUCAAUAUAUAUAUAAAUAAUAAUUUCCUUUUUGGUGUUUCUAAGCACAAGAUAAUUUACAAUAUGCGUGUUAGAUGUGGUAAUUGUAGGGGUUUUGCUCUUUGUAAUAAACAUUAAGGAACAACACACACACACACGCGCUCACGUUAGGUACGGUUGUACAAGAAUGAAGACAAGGUGAUAUUAAGCUUGUUUGAAUAACUGUCCAACUUUGUAUUUCGUUCAGCUAUACUCUGUAGUUCUCUAGACCCUGGACUCUUAACUAUUUGCACUUACAGUGUGUAUUUAAUUACAGGAAUAAAAAGAUAAAAUAAAUGUACCUUGAUGUAA